Messenger RNA from Calypte anna (Anna's hummingbird), 1055 nucleotides. RefSeq names its product cytosolic iron-sulfur assembly component 2A (gene CIAO2A). The coding region runs from base 205 to 693 and encodes 162 amino acids. The record is from RefSeq and is a predicted model, not a curated record. The transcript has 5 exons. NCBI's taxonomy places the organism in Eukaryota, Metazoa, Chordata, Aves, Apodiformes, Trochilidae.
CGGCGGCCCCUGGGGGCUCGGCAACCCCGGGGAACACUGCGAGACCCCGGCAGCAAAGCGGGGCUCAGGCUGAGGGAAGCUCAAACCGCGGCCGCCCCUGGGCGGAGCCUCCGGGCCCUGAUCCCACCUCAGGCCCAGCGCUUCCCGCCGGCGGACGGUGGCCGGGAGGGUCCGUUCCGCGCUCUCCCAUGGCGGAGCGGGAGGAUGUCGCUGGUGCUGGGGCUGCUGUCGCAGACGCUGAGCAGGCUGCUGCGGUACUCCGGGCUGCAUAGGGGCUGCCAUGCCCCCCCGAAACCCGCCAUGGAGCAGGACAAGGCGCUCGAGGUUUACGAUAUAAUCCGUACCAUCCGGGACCCAGAGAAGCCCAACACUUUAGAAGAACUGGAAGUGGUAACAGAAAGCUGUGUUGCAGUGCAAGAAAUAGGUGAAGAUGAAUAUCUGGUCAUCAUCAGGUUUACACCAACAGUACCUCAUUGCUCUUUAGCUACUCUCAUUGGCCUUUGUUUGAGAAUCAAACUUCAGAGAUGUUUGCCUUUUAGACAUAAGCUGGAAAUCUACAUAUCUGAGGGUACACAUUCCACUGAGGAAGACAUCAACAAGCAAAUCAAUGACAAGGAGAGGGUGGCAGCUGCCAUGGAGAACCCCAACCUGCGUGAGAUCGUGGAGCAGUGUGUCACAGAGCCUGACUGGUAGCUCUGCUGCCCCCAGAGCCACCACCUUGAUACAUUUCUUGGGAUAGCUUUGUUUUUAAAAAAGGGGAAAUAAUCCUAAUCAAGGCCUUGAGUUUAAUACUUGAGUUCUUUUUAUCUUCCAUAUGUUUUUUAAGAGAAAUUGUUUAUAAGAUAGAAUUAAAUUAUGAUUAAUUAGUCUCUAAAAUGAAGUGUAUAGUGUUGAGAGUUUGUAAUUUCUGGUGUCCAGAGAACUAUUUUAUGAUUAAAACCAACACAUACAUAUUGCCUUCUGACAGACAGUGUGAUAUUAUCAAUUCAGUUUUGCAAGUUAAAUUUCUAUAUUAUUUCAAUCAAUGCACUGUAAAAAUAAAGCAGAUUCUUGUA